This is a messenger RNA of Vigna angularis (adzuki bean), 918 nucleotides long. RefSeq lists its product as uncharacterized. The record is from RefSeq and is a predicted model, not a curated record. The coding region runs from base 232 to 918 and encodes 228 amino acids. NCBI's taxonomy places the organism in Eukaryota, Viridiplantae, Streptophyta, Magnoliopsida, Fabales, Fabaceae. The transcript has 3 exons.
AAUGGGCGAGCCCUGACAUUGUGUUUUACUCUGUGUUUUUGGUUUUCAUUAAGUUGAAUGAUAUAACUGAGUGUGGAAUGUUGUCUUCUUAGGGCCGUUGCAAUGGAAGGGAAAAAAGCAAGUGUAAGAAAAAAAUUAAAUUUUUUGUUUAUAUAUUAUUUAAUUAUCUUACGGAUUGUAGUUAGUAAUAAAUUUUUAUGAUUUUUUUUGUAGUGGCGACUUCUUAUCUCGAUGGAUUCAUCGAUCAUUAUUGAAAUGAAUCGUUUACUCCGACAGUGUCAUGUGGAUCGGAUUAGUAUGACACCAUUUAUGUGGUGUUUGAAUAUUAAUAACCCUGUGGAGGUGAAUUUAAAAUUAUUGAAGGUUAUGGUUAGCAGGUGGGUUGGAAAUGAUAACAGUUUCAGAGUUAGUCAAAACUUGGUGCCCUUUAGAGUUGUUGAUGUGUUGAUGAGCUUAGGUUUAGAAAUAGGUGGUUUAGAGAUUCCCUUUGAUGAAGUAGUUUGUGGAUUGGUUGGUGAAAUGUUCAAAUCAAAAACCAUCAGUUUGAAGGACUUGACAGACAUGUUUAAUGUCAUUGUUGAUGAUAAAAACAUUGAAGUCGAUGUAGUGUGUAGGUUAUAUAUAUUAGUUUGUUUAGUUGUUUUCUAUUUCCCUAGGAAAUCAAGGCAUGUUUGUAACAUGCCUUUUGGAGUGUUAGAUGACUUAGACCGUUUGUGUGUAUAUGAUUGGUGCACCGGUGUACAUAAACACAUUGUAGAGAAUUUAAAUAAAUGUAAGAAGAAAAUUAUGGGAGCAGGUAUCCCCCAGUCAGUCACUCUCAGUGGCAAUGUGGCAGUGUUGCAGGCUUGGGCGGUUGAGAGACUUUCUUUGCAUGGUCAUCCUUCGCACCGGUUUUUCCCCCGCAUAAUGAGAUGUUAA